Messenger RNA from Juglans regia (Persian walnut), 1092 nucleotides. RefSeq names its product ras-related protein RHN1-like. NCBI's taxonomy places the organism in Eukaryota, Viridiplantae, Streptophyta, Magnoliopsida, Fagales, Juglandaceae. The transcript is spliced from 8 exons. The record is from RefSeq and is a predicted model, not a curated record. Gene Ontology annotation, molecular function: GTP binding; GTPase activity. The coding region runs from base 274 to 822 and encodes 182 amino acids.
UUAGAUUGAUCCAAGCUUUCGUGGAAUCAAGAAACACUUCUUCGCUGAUAGCAUUUUCCAUCUCCUUUUCCUCCUCGUCUACACCUUUCCCAAAGCAGUAACAGGUGUUUCGCUCUCCCAGAUUUCGCUUUCAAAACUGUUAACUUCUCUCUGCGCGCAGCACUGCUUCUCCUUUGGUUAAAAUCUUGAAGAGUUUUUUUAACUUUAGAUUGAGAAUGGCGAGGACGGGCAACAAGAACGUACAAGCCAAGCUGGUGGGUAUUUCUUGGGGACAUGGGAGCCGGAAAAACAAGUUUGGUGUUGAGAUUUGUCAAAGGCCAAUUUUCUGAGUACCAGGAAUCAACCAUUGGAGCGGCAUUCUUCACACAGGUCUUGUCACUAAAUGAGGCCACUAUUAAAUUUGAUAUAUGGGAUACAGCAGGACAGGAGAGAUAUCAUAGUUUGGCUCCUAUGUACUAUCGUGGUGCAGCAGCAGCUGUUGUGGUUUAUGACAUUACAAGCAUGGAUUCAUUUGUACGAGCCAAAAAGUGGGUUCAGGAAUUGCAAAGACAAGGAAAUCCAAAUUUGAUAAUGUUCUUGGCUGCCAACAAGGCUGACUUGGAAGGGAAGAGGAAAGUGCCAGCUGAGGAUGGUGAUCAGUAUGCUAAAGAAAAUGGCUUGGUUUUUGUUGAAACAUCUGCAAAAUCUGCACAGAAUGUGAACGAGCUCUUCUAUGAGAUAGCAAAGAGACUGGCAAAAGCUAACCCUUCACGUACAACUGGGAUGAAGUUACAGGGCAGAUCACAAGAAAGUGGAAGAAGACUGUUUUGCUGCUCUGCAUGAUGCCCAUACUUCCUCUGCAACUCUCCCAUCUUAUAGCAGGUUUUCCUUGAUCACUUUUAAGGACAUCACCACUCAAUCAGAUGGAAAUUCAUUGUGGCUAAUCAAAGGUGCAGACUGACAUGCAAGCUUCACAAACAUGCUGUAAGAACAUUUGUUCUGUGUACAUUUUAAGAUCUCAUUAGAAAACAAUUUGCGACACUUUCAGACAUCUUGCAUAACUCUGUAUGGCCGAGACAAUGAUUAUUGAAUACAAAGUGAAUAAACACUGAA